AGCUGUCUUUGACAUGGAGGACACAGCAGGAAAGGCUUUCGCCUGUUACAAGUUCUCACUUCAGCAGAUGUGUCUGGACCUCAUGUGUGAGUUAAAGAGCUCGAUUCAAAAUUUCUGUAAUUGUGUGAAAACACAUUGAAGAGCUUCGAUGACAGUUGUGGUGCCAUGGGCUUUGACGUGAAGAAUUAUUCCAUGCUGGAAUCAGGGAACGUCUGCUCGCACGCGGAUCAUUGCAAAGCUUGAGCUCCAUUGGGAGAAAGGUGGGGGAGGAACGAUGACUGGGUUCUGUGUUUGCUGCUGGACGGGUGACAGUCAAGGUCAGAGGUUCAUUUUCCCCAUCUCUCUCUCUGCCGUGGGCUUUCAUAGCUGAUGGGGAGGAGAAUUCGGAAGCGCCCAAGCAUCUGGAGCAGUUCCCUUCACAUCGUGAGGGACAGCAAAGUCACUUUGUGGUUGCCAGCGAAUGGAAACAAGCUGGAUACUGUUAUAGGGAGACAGACUUUGGGGAGGGGAGGUCAUGUUACCCAGAGAGAGAGAGAGAGAGAGAGAGGGUCACUGUGAGAAGCAGAACGGUGGAGUUGCUAAAAUGGGGUGCAGAUUUAAGUAUAAAAGAAUUGAAAUCAACAGUCUGAACAGUAUAUAACUUUAUAGACAAUGCUCACCAACUUACACUUCACUUCAAACAGCUUUGGUUUCCACUCGCAUGACCACAAUUUACAUUUCAGCUGAAUGAAAACAUGCACACCGGCUUUAAGUCAUGCAUUCGGAAAUGGAAGUAAUUUGUGGAAGGUAGAAGACGUCUCUGGAGAUAAGACUGUGAGUCAUCGUAGCAGACUUGUGUGAAGCCUGCGAAGGUUUGGACAAAGCUAAUUAUUGCCAGACUGAGUGUGGUGUUUACAGAGAAGUCAAGACCCCAAAUGGAACAUGAAACAUUAUGAAACUAUACCUUAUAAGUCGGUGACAUCACUGCUGAAGCAUUGUCUUACUAUUUAGAAUCAACCCCGGUCAGUGUCACUUCAAAAAAGUCUUCUUCAGUAACCGCCUCUAUUCAUGAAACUAAGUAGAGCAGACGUUUCCCUACUGGGUAUCCCUCCAAACCAGCGUCUUUAGCUGUUAAGACAAAGAUAGGAUUAGAGCCACGAUCAUUGGGACAGUGAGCGCUGAGGUAUUAGAGUCUAAGCUGGAUUUAAAAUGAAAAUACCGGUCGUCUGGCCCGUGAGGUGUCUGCAGAAAACCAUAGCGAGAGGUACAGACGGUGGGCAGCAGGACUGGAUGCCUCGACAUCAACGGUUUCGGCCAUGGAAAUAAUGCUGAGGAGUCCCCCACUGAAAGUGGUCAACAUCCCAUGGAGGAAUAACAACCUCAGUACGCUGCACAGCGAGCCGCCUCUCUCAGAACAGGGAGAAACUAUCAUCGGCGUCUACCUGCUGGUCCUUGGAUGGCUGUCCUGGUUUGGCAACAGCUUAGUGAUGUUUGUCUUGUACAGACAAAGGUCAUCGCUCCAGCCAACCGAUUUUCUCACUUUGAAUCUCGCCAUCUCUGAUGCCAGCAUCUCAGUGUUUGGCUACUCCAGAGGGAUUCUGGAAAUAUUCAAUAUCUUCCAGGACGAUGGGUUUCUGAUCACCUGGAUCUGGACCUGCCAGGUGGACGGCUUCUUCACCUUGCUCUUCGGUCUUGCUAGCAUCAACACUCUGACUGUCAUCAGCGUCACCAGAUACAUCAAGGGAUGUCACCCAAACAAAGGUCAGUGCAUCAGCAUGAACACCAUAGCGAUAUCGCUCAUCUGUAUUUGGACCGGAGCUUUGUUUUGGUCCCUGGCUCCAGUGCUGGGAUGGGGGAGUUACACAGACCGGGGAUAUGGUACCUGUGAAGUGGACUGGUCCAAAGCCAACUACUCCACCAUCCACAAGUCCUACAUCAUUUCCAUCCUCAUCUUCUGCUUCUUCAUCCCGGUGAUGAUCAUGCUCUUCUCCUACGUCUCCAUUAUCAACACGGUCAAGAGCACCAACGCCAUGUCGUCGGACGGCCUCCUCACCUCCCGCCAGAGGAAGGUGGAGAAAGAUGUGACUCGGAUCUCAAUUGUCAUCUGCACAGCUUUCAUCUUGGCCUGGUCACCAUAUGCUGUGGUGUCUAUGUGGUCGGCCUGGGGCUUCCACGUGCCAAGCACGACCAGCAUCAUCACCCGCCUCUUUGCCAAGUCUGCCAGCUUCUACAACCCACUCAUCUACUUCGGCAUGAGCUCCAAGUUCCGAAGCGACGUUGCUGUUUUGCUGCCUUGCACCCGAGAGAACAGGGACGUGAUCCGCCUGCAGCAGUUCAAGAACAUCAAGCCCAAGGCGGAGCGGCCGGCUGGGCCCGCAGAACUUCCUGCGCAGACGCCAGAGGCCAAAUACACAGCAAAGCUCAGUCAGUCCAACCCGGAUAGUGACUCUGGAGUCAACAGCCCCCCCGACACCCCUCCUCUGGACGUCCAAGAGGUCUACCACGUCGAGGUGCCCAUGCACACUGAGACAUCACAGUACUGGUGUGACCGGCUGUGAAGUCUGCUUCCACGCUGCUCCAAUUCAUACUUGAAUCCUGAGGGGAGAUUAAUAGUAUUUUGUAUUUGAUUUGGUCUCGCUUGACUUUAUAAAACCUGUAAAUGAUGUCAAUAAAUUAUUUUUCAA
Synchiropus splendidus (mandarinfish) is the source of this 2663-nucleotide messenger RNA. Its product is annotated as opsin-5-like. Gene Ontology annotation, biological process: G protein-coupled receptor signaling pathway. The record is from RefSeq and is a predicted model, not a curated record. The transcript has 6 exons. Gene Ontology annotation, molecular function: G protein-coupled receptor activity. NCBI's taxonomy places the organism in Eukaryota, Metazoa, Chordata, Actinopteri, Syngnathiformes, Callionymidae. Bases 1296 to 2537 code for a protein of 413 amino acids. Gene Ontology annotation, cellular component: membrane.